Messenger RNA from Rhizopus microsporus ATCC 52813, 1013 nucleotides. Its product is annotated as DSPc-domain-containing protein. Gene Ontology annotation, cellular component: cytoplasm. Gene Ontology annotation, biological process: protein dephosphorylation; negative regulation of MAPK cascade. The record is from RefSeq and is a predicted model, not a curated record. NCBI's taxonomy places the organism in Eukaryota, Fungi, Mucoromycota, Mucoromycetes, Mucorales, Rhizopodaceae. The transcript has a single exon. The coding region runs from base 38 to 826 and encodes 262 amino acids. Gene Ontology annotation, molecular function: protein tyrosine/threonine phosphatase activity; MAP kinase tyrosine/serine/threonine phosphatase activity.
CUUACAUUUCUUUUUAUCUUUUAAUCUUUUUAUUACCAUGACUACUGCUGCUGCUGCUACUACUACUACUACUGUUCCUACUAGUACUGCUACCAUAGCUACCACUACUUUCAAAAGUGCAAGUACUAGUUUAUCUCAGCGUAGAAAAAAUAAAAAGAAUCUGUCACUAUGUCUACCACAGACAACACUUUCUACUCCCAUAAAGACGACUGAUCCUUAUUCAAAUGGACCUAUUGAAAUAAUGCCACAUUUGUAUCUUGGAUCAGAACAAAAUACCUUAAACAUGGAUCAAUUAAGAGAGUUGAACAUUCAAUCCAUACUCAAUGUAGCAGCAGAAGUCAGCCACCCAUACCAAGACAUGUUUCAAUCCAUUCAAUCGAUUAUACCUUCACCCACUUUAUCCAAAUCAUCUACUAUCAGCAGUACUUCCACUAUUCACACUAACUACUCCUCUGAUUCAUUAUUACAUCAUCCUUCGGACAUUAUAUAUCAUAAAUUGAAUUGGGAACAUAACCAAGAUAAUCUCGUAUUAGAAUUAGAAAAGGCAAUCGAUAUCAUUGAUAGAUCACGUUCGGUCAAUCAGAAUAUACUUGUUCAUUGUCAAUGUGGGGUAUCAAGAUCAGCUACUGUCAUCAUCGCCUAUAUCAUCAAGACACUAAAAUUGCCAAUGCAAGAUGCUUAUAAUCAUGUAAAGAAUCUGUCACCUGCCGUCAACCCAAAUUUAUCUUUAUUAUUUCAAUUACGAGAAUUUGAACAAUUCACUUUAAAGAAAAAACCACAUUUUUUAUUCAGCUGCUCCCUCACAAGUAAAUUACUUAAAAAGUAACUGUAUAGUUUCCCCCCUCUUUUUUAAAAAAAGUGUGUACAUUCUUCUCUCAUUAUUCACCAAGCAUAUACUAUACAUACAUAAUAAACCUUCAUGUUUAUAUCCUUCCACCCCUCUAUACUUUGCUUUCUUUUCCAAAUAUAGCUAUUGUUUACUAUGUGUAACUAUUGUGUUUAUUGUUGUAAAU